Orbicella faveolata is the source of this 1402-nucleotide messenger RNA. Its product is annotated as threonylcarbamoyl-AMP synthase-like. Gene Ontology annotation, biological process: regulation of translational fidelity. The record is from RefSeq and is a predicted model, not a curated record. Gene Ontology annotation, cellular component: cytoplasm. NCBI's taxonomy places the organism in Eukaryota, Metazoa, Cnidaria, Anthozoa, Scleractinia, Merulinidae. Gene Ontology annotation, molecular function: nucleotidyltransferase activity; tRNA binding; double-stranded RNA binding.
UCGAUACCCUAUUUAUGGCCAACACAGCUGAAAAACCCUACUCUUUGGGGCCGCAUAUACCUAUGUAAACUAUACCGCACAUACCUAUACUCCCCCCGGGGAGUUCAUUAUCAAAGGACCAUUGGACCCGUAGCCAAUCAGAUUGCAGGAAAAUUUGAAGGGACCAAUCAGAAGGCCGGAUUUCGCUCACGUUACCGAAAAUUGGCGAACUUAAAAGUUCGCCCUAGUUCAGCAAGAAAGGUUAUCUGAGACACCAGUUGCAAGUCACGCCACUCCUCAUUUUUGGCGCGAAACGCAAAUGAAAACCCUUCAAGAGAAGACAAAUCGACCUCUCGUGAUAUUCGUCGCUCGCUCGGCCGCUUCGCGACCUCAACGGCCUCAAACCUUGAAUUCUAACAACCUCGUUCCCAGGGUCCUCUCUCUACCUCGAGUCUGGUUUCCAGAUCCCUCAGUGCAUCGGAUAAAAACAUGGCUGACACACGUGCAAUCUUGAUGUAGUUCUGAAACUCUUUUGUUUUGUCUGAAAGACAGUUUUCUAACUCAUUGUUAAGUCCGUAGCUAGGUAUUUAUGCUAAGAGUACACUAAAUCUGCCAUUGGAGAUCAUUUGUAAUGAAUACUUCAGGGAAAAUUUUUAAGAUUGAUCUCGCAACAUCGAACGAAAACCGGCGUGAAGACGGUGUUCCAGCUGUUGAAAAUAUUCUGAAUUCUGCCGUCAAGUCUCUAAAAAGUGGUCAAGUGAUUGCCCUUCCAACUGACACCAUCUAUGGUGUUGCGGCACUGGCUCAGUCCACCGAAGCUGUGAACAAACUUUAUGAGAUAAAGAAGCGGCAUGAGGAAAAACCUGUUGCUAUCUGUGUUGGGAGGCUAGAAGAUGUUCAUAAAUGGGGAAAAGUAACUGUCAGUCAGGAGAUUCUUCAAGACUUGCUUCCUGGCCCAGUGACUCUUAUAUUUGAACGAACUGAUCAAUUAAACCCAGGGUUAAACCCAACUACAAGACUUGUAGGAAUCAGAAUUCCUGAUCACUACUUUGUUCAGCAACUGAGUUUAAGGUGUGAAGAGCCACUUGCCUUGACCAGUGCAAAUGUUAGUACAGUUGGGCAAAGCAGUUUAAAAAUUGAGGAGUUUAAAGACAUCUGGUCAAAUCUGGAUCUAAUUCUGGAUGGUGGAGUUUUAGGACUGAGUGAACAAUGCCGCAAAGGAUCAACUAUAGUAAACCUGUCAGUUCCUGGCAAGUUUUCCAUCAUCAGGGAGGGAAGUGCCUACGACCAGACUGUCAACAUUCUUAGCAGCAAAUAUGGACUUGAGGAUUGCAGUAGCUGACAGCUAUAUAUUUGCUGACAAUCAUGCCAGUGUGCCUGUUAGGGGCAAUGGUUAAAAUAAUAAAUAUUGUAAUAUACAUCA